This is a messenger RNA of Rhipicephalus sanguineus (brown dog tick), 1150 nucleotides long. RefSeq names its product very-long-chain (3R)-3-hydroxyacyl-CoA dehydratase 2 (gene Hacd1). Gene Ontology annotation, cellular component: endoplasmic reticulum membrane. The record is from RefSeq and is a predicted model, not a curated record. The transcript has 7 exons. Gene Ontology annotation, molecular function: 3-hydroxyacyl-CoA dehydratase activity. Lineage: Eukaryota; Metazoa; Arthropoda; Arachnida; Ixodida; Ixodidae. Bases 149 to 859 code for a protein of 236 amino acids. Gene Ontology annotation, biological process: sphingolipid biosynthetic process; very long-chain fatty acid biosynthetic process; fatty acid elongation.
CCAGUGCCAAGCCAAGCCACAGGCAACUCGGCAGCAGUCGCCGGCCCAGCUGGCUGCUUCGAAGCUGAGCGCCAAUUUAUCGUAGUUCAACAACUUUCUCGAGGCUGCUUCGCCGCUGAUCUACGUUCGAUCACCUUCGCCAAAAGAUAUGUCUCGGCCUGCGACGCAGAGCAGUGCUUCGAAGCCCAAGCGCGGGCCCGGGGAAGCCGGAAAGCUCUACUUGGCUGCGUACAAUUUUUUCCAGUGUGCCGGAUGGAGCUACAUUCUGUUCUGCACACUACAGUACCUGAUGCACAAGCGGACCUUCAAGGGCCUGUGGCCAGUGGUUGCAUGCCCCACUGAAAUCUUCCAAACACUGGCACUGCUUGAGGUGGUCCAUUGUCUUGUCGGUCUCGUGUCCAGCAAUGCUUUCCUGACGCUCAUCCAGAUUCUCUCACGACUCAUGGUCGUCUGGGGCAUUCUCGUGCCUGUGCCUGAGUGCCAGGACCAGUUCGGCAUUAUGAUGCUGUUGGUCGCGUGGUGUCUGGCAGAGAUCACACGAUACGCGUUCUACGGCACCACGCUGUACAACUCUUGCCCAUACCUGCUGUCCUGGUGCAGGUACUCCUUCUUUCUGGUGCUGUAUCCAACUGGUGUUUCGGGUGAGAUUGUGACAAUGGUGGCGGCCUUGCCGUACAUCCGCAAGCGAGGCCUCUUCACGUACCCUCUGCCGAACCAGCUCAACUUCUCCUUUGAUUACUACACAUUCGUCAUCCUUGUCAUUGCCUCCUACCUGCCCUUCUUUCCCCAGCUGUUCGGCCACCUGCUGAAGCAAAGGAAACGCUUCCUGUCUCCUUCCGAUGACUCCAAGAGAAACUGAGGACAGGAAUUUCCAGCGCUUCCUCUGGGUGACUGUUGCAUUUGCACAGCUGAAGCACACAUGAUGCUUCCUACAAAGGAGUUGUUUUGGAGGAGCUAUCGAACACAGAACAUUCCAGGCAAACAUGUUAUGGUCUUGUCUGCACAAACUGUUUCAGGCAUGCUGUUUUCAUGCUGGCAAAGGACCACAAGGUGGUUUCAGAUCAUUUCAUUGGGAACAGCUGUUUGCUCUGGCUGUGUGUUUUUUUCACUGUUUUUAAAAUAAAUAUUGACCGGGAGCGACUCUUCAGAA